AUGCCUCAUACAGCUUCAAAUGCGACAUUAAAAAAUACGGUUAAUGUAUUCACUUCUUCGCUCUUAACAAGUACAGGAACAUUUCCAAAACCAGUUAUCGGGGAGUCCGUAGUACAAGUUGGUAAUCAUGCUUACCUAUUUGGUGGUCGUGAUGCUGAAGAUGGCAUCCCCGUAAACGAUUUGUACUUCGUGGAUUUGGAAACGGGCUCUUGGAAACUGGUCGAAAAUCAAGGAUCUUUGAAACCGACUCCUCGCUAUUUCCACUCUGGAGUUUAUUGGAAUGAAAAUCUUGUCUUUUUUGGCGGGAUUGGACUUGAUGAAGAGAACAAUUCAUUAUGUGGUUUGAGUUCAACGGAGAUUUUUAAUUUGGAAACUAAAACAUGGAGAGUUGUUCCAUCUGAAACAAAUGAAUCUGAAAAUAUGGAAGAUGCUGAAGCUUCUACGUGUCAACCUUUACCAAGGUACGGCCACUUGUACUGUGUUUUGGGAGAUUACAUGAUUGUGUACUGUGGGCAAGAUCUUUCAAACAAUUAUAUCGAACAAAUCAAUGCAUUUGAUUUGAAAAGGGAGAAAUGGGUCCAUUCUUCUCCAUUUGCAUAUCACUGUGGUGUCUAUAGAUCAAACUGUACAUCCUUACAUUGUGAAAGUGAAUUCUUCCGAUAUUGUUCUCCUGAAGGCAAAGGCUCUAUCAAAGACACAACGGAGCGUCAGGACCAAUUUGUUGGUUCGCUCCUAUUUUAUCUCAAUUCAAAUUUUGUCGAUGUUAAACGUGAACUUAUUCUAUUAAAACUGUACAAAGUAUCUGAUACCGAAGGAAACAGAGAGGAAACAGAUGAACACAAAGGAUAUCACUCUAGUCUAUACUUUGAGGAAGUAAACGUAACCGAAAAAUUUGUUGGUACGUCCAUGCCUCCAGGACUUCGAUUUCCACGCGUUUACAUGGUCGGAAAUAAUUUGAUUCUUUCGGGAAUAUACCUCACUAGCUCUCGUCAGGCAUUUGUUUUAUGGGUAUAUUCGCUGGACCGUGAAAACUGGAUUCAGUUAGAUACCUUAGGUCUAUUAAAUCACGGCUCAUGGUUCAAAUGCUUAUGUAUGCCUCAGAGCAAUCAACUUGUUAUUUUUGGGAAUCAGACGAGACGACUUAUACAAGAUUAUAAUGUUCGACAGUCAAACUAUGACAAUGUGGUCUAUAUUGAGCUUGAAGCCUAUGGGGUUUAUCGAAAACCAAAGAUUCCACACUAUUCAGAAAGAAGCGAAAAAUUAGGGAAGCUACUAUUGAGUGGAGUAAGCGAUAUGGAAAUUCUAACAGUAGAACGGAAUCAUAUUCCUUGCCUCUCCAAAAUCUUGUAUAAACGGUGGCCGAAAUUUCAAAAACUGUUAGAUCAGACUGCCGAAAGUAAUCAAGACGCCUUUCGAAUGAGCCUUUCCGAGCUCGGACCUCAAGUAGCCGAGCUACCUUUUACACCUAUAAACAGUACAGGUAGUCGAAUGCUGUAUAUGCCUUUCAACUUUGAAACGUGCACUGCUUUUCUGUACUACCUGUAUUGUGGAAAAAUAAACGAAGCUUACUUGUCCACGAAAACAUUAUGUAAUUUAUUAAUCCUUGCCAAACACGAUGAAGGGAUGGAGACAUUUUUUCAAUAUAUCGUGCAUCUUUUGCACAACACACUGAAUCGAAACAACGACUUCAGCUUCGAGCAUUAA
Molecule: messenger RNA, 1704 nt
Organism: Schizosaccharomyces octosporus yFS286
Lineage: Eukaryota; Fungi; Ascomycota; Schizosaccharomycetes; Schizosaccharomycetales; Schizosaccharomycetaceae
Product: Ras1-Scd pathway protein Ral2
Exons: 2
Coding region: 1-1704 (567 amino acids)
Biological process (GO): cell redox homeostasis
Cellular component (GO): mitochondrion; cytosol
Molecular function (GO): protein binding
Source: RefSeq, a predicted model, not a curated record